UAGGAGUGGAUAAGCAGCGAUUGGAAGGACUUGGAAACUUUAGAGGGGUAGUUCUUUAGAGUUAUCCUCCUCUCUCUAUAGACUCCUUAGCUCGGCUCUCUCCGACUCGCUGUUGCUUUGAUCUUCUCCUUAACAACAGUUAACGUCAUCGCAUAGCCCUCUGAAGGGGAGUUUUGUCUAGAAGGGUGAAGCGUUGGAGCUCUCAGAGGGAUAACACUGUAGGAGCAGCAAGCAGCAUCCACGGAGCCUCACUCACUCCUAACAAGAAGCACAUCUUUUGAUUGUUUAUUCAGCCCAGAAAACGCAAGCUACCACGGCAAAAGAUAUGGAACACCAGCUGUUGUGCUGUGAAGUGGAAACCAUCAGAAGAGCUUACCAAGACGCCAACUUACUAAAUGACCGAGUUCUACAGACAAUGCUCAAAGCAGAGGAAAAUUACCUUCCGUCUCCGAAUUACUUCAAGUGUGUCCAGAAAGAAAUAAUACCGAAAAUGAGGAAAAUUGUGGCUACAUGGAUGUUAGAGGUCUGCGAGGAACAGAAAUGCGAGGAGGAGGUUUUUCCACUGGCUAUGAACUACUUGGAUAGAUUUUUGUCUGUGGAGCCCACACAUAAAACCAGAUUACAACUCCUGGGAGCUACUUGUAUGUUUUUGGCCUCAAAGAUGAAGGAAACGGUCCCUUUAACUGCAGAGAAGUUGUGCAUUUACACCGACAACUCCAUCCGGCCCAGCGAUCUAUUGCAAAUGGAACUACUGACUCUAAACAAGUUGAAAUGGGAUCUAGCAUCAGUAACGCCUCACGAUUUCAUAGACCAUUUCCUCUCCAAGCUACCAAUCCAUCAGAACACGAAGCAGAUUCUGCGCAAGCAUGCCCAGACAUUCGUGGCUCUCUGUGCAACAGAUGUCAAAUUCAUCGCCAACCCUCCCUCCAUGAUCGCAGCGGGCAGUGUGGCAGCAGCGGUCCAGGGGCUGUACCUAAAGACAGAGAAUACCCAACUGUGUAAAAGCAACUGA
This is a messenger RNA of Salvelinus sp. IW2-2015, 1012 nucleotides long. Its product is annotated as G1/S-specific cyclin-D1-like. Gene Ontology annotation, biological process: regulation of cyclin-dependent protein serine/threonine kinase activity; mitotic cell cycle phase transition. The record is from RefSeq and is a predicted model, not a curated record. Gene Ontology annotation, cellular component: cyclin-dependent protein kinase holoenzyme complex; cytoplasm; nucleus. NCBI's taxonomy places the organism in Eukaryota, Metazoa, Chordata, Actinopteri, Salmoniformes, Salmonidae. Gene Ontology annotation, molecular function: cyclin-dependent protein serine/threonine kinase regulator activity.